Heteronotia binoei (common prickly gecko) is the source of this 867-nucleotide messenger RNA. It is a transcript of the gene NDUFA11, whose product is annotated as NADH:ubiquinone oxidoreductase subunit A11. Gene Ontology annotation, biological process: mitochondrial respiratory chain complex I assembly. The coding region runs from base 114 to 521 and encodes 135 amino acids. The transcript has 4 exons. The record is from RefSeq and is a predicted model, not a curated record. Lineage: Eukaryota; Metazoa; Chordata; Lepidosauria; Squamata; Gekkonidae.
CCUUCCUGCCUCCCCGCGCGACGCCCCCAUUGGCCAGCCCUCAGCCGCGCCCCCGUCUCGCUCUCGCUGCCGCCCAAGUCUCGCGGGAUCUUGGAAGUGGCGCUGCCGUUGCCAUGUCCGGCUACUGGGACAUCCCGGAGGGCACCGACUGCCCGCGCAAGGCCUGGCUCUUGGGACGCCUCGGCGCAGGCCUCGGUUUGCUCGGUUCAACUUACCACAUCAUUGUGUUCCCGCCGGACACAGCUCUGCAGGCGGUCCAGAGGGCCACGACAGCUACCGUCACAAUGGCUACUCUAGGAGCCGUCUUUGGGGUGACCGCGUGCCUCAGCGCACAGAUCCGAGAUGCGCCGGAUGACCCCGUGAACUACUUCAUCGGCGGCUGCUCGACCGGCAUCAUCCUCGGAGCCAGAGCUCACAGCGCUUCCACCGGCACAGCGGCGUGUCUCGGCCUCGGCCUCGUGGGUGCAUUUACUAAAAUGGCCAGGGUGGAGGGCUGGCAGAUUUUCCCUCCCAAAAUGUAAGCCCGGAGCUUCCCCAAGAAAAGUCACGCUGUGUGCCCCAGCCCCGUCCACGGAAGAUGGAGCAUGUGGAGAGGCUGCUCCCUGGCUGCUCCCUGCCCGGACGGCUGGCGCUGGUGUGCAAUUAAGACUGGUCUUUGUGAUGAUGGAAACUUCAGUGCAAAUAAAGAGCCCGCCACCUCGAGUCCUUCAUCCCUCCAAAGUGAAGCUGCUGGAGCCGGGGUGGGUGGGCGGGCAGAACGGCUGGGUCGAUUCCCAGCAAGCCGCAUCCAUGUCUGGAUCGGCUAAUUGAGGCUUCUAGACCUUUUGUGCUUCUAGGGCAGGUGAUUAAAAUCUUUAAAAACUAAAA